Guillardia theta CCMP2712 is the source of this 1971-nucleotide messenger RNA. It is a transcript of the gene NPL4, whose product is annotated as NPL4-like protein, forms a complex with UFD1 and CDC48. Bases 1 to 1971 code for a protein of 656 amino acids. Gene Ontology annotation, biological process: ubiquitin-dependent protein catabolic process. Gene Ontology annotation, molecular function: ubiquitin binding; ubiquitin protein ligase binding. The record is from RefSeq and is a predicted model, not a curated record. The transcript is spliced from 17 exons. Lineage: Eukaryota; Cryptophyceae; Pyrenomonadales; Geminigeraceae. Gene Ontology annotation, cellular component: nucleus.
AUGAUAGUCCGCAUUCAAACAAGGGAAGGCCAGGCUCGAGUCGAAGUAGAUCCUUCUGAAACCCUUGAGGCGCUUGCAGCAAAGCUCCAGCAACAACUCCCUACGAUCAAACAGUUCAAGCUGAGCAGAGACCCUUCACACAAAGACUAUCUUGGCCCGGCAGAGGCAACUUUGUCUUCUUUGCGAAUUCAACAUGGAGACAGAAUUUUUGCUCAGCAUGAAGAAUCACCUCCAAGUGUACCCCAUGAACCGGAGGCAAUGACACAUAUGGUUGGAAAUUCUCUUUCUGGAGAGAAGGUGGUGGAAAUUCUGGAUACAGUGCCAAGAGAACAUAAGAAGAAAAUUUCCGACAUUGUCUUGGAUCAAGUUGAUCUUGAAUUGACUAAGAUGGACGGAAGAGAAAAGCUAAAAUCUACCUCGAGACGAAGUUUUGGUGAUGAGAGCAUCGAUACAAUGGCUGUUGAACCAUAUGAUGAGAGACUUUUAAAGGAAAAGGACGUCAAAUUGAUGUCGUUUCACGCUUAUUUGAGGAAACUUAAAUCUCAUUCUGGUGGAGGAAAAUUCUCAGAGUUGAAGCGUCAUGAUUUCGGUAGUUACGGUGAAGCUGGAGGAAAGACAGGCACUGAAAAGGGCUGGGGUGAAAGGACCGUCAGCAUGAGCAGACUGCCCAAGCCGAUGACACUGGAUAGACAAAAGUAUCGACAUGUUGAUCGAGUGGAGAUAGAAGAUCCACAGAUUCUUGACAAGUUCUUGGAUGCUUGGAGGCAGACUGGAGCCAUGCGAUAUGGAUAUUUGUAUGGAACCUAUGAAGUGGAUACAAACGUUCCUCUAGGCAUCAAGGCGGUUGUCAAGGCCAUUUAUGAGCCACCCCAAGAAUGUGCAGCGGAUGGUGUAAAUAUGUUGAGGGAUCCGUAUUCUGAUGCGAUCGAUUCGACUGCUGCCAUGCUGGGACUAGUCAAAGUUGGCUGGAUUUUCAUCGAUCUUGAAGUGAUGGCUGAUGAUCACAACAAAUACGUCUGCUCUCGAGGAAAAGACACCUACUUCUUAAGAUCAAACGAAUGUAUUAUAGCUGCCAGACUUCAAAAUAUGAAUCCGUCCAAAUGUCUGGAAUGUGAUGACCUGGAAUUUGGUUCAAAAUUUGUAACGGUCGUUGUGACUGGAAAUGAGAAGAACGAGCUGGACUAUGUUGCUUAUCAGGUUUCUCAACAAGGCAUGGAUUUGGAGCGAGCUGAAGGAAUUCUGGAAUAUACCGCAAAGCCUAAUCUUUGUCGUGUAGCCCAAUCAACUCCCGACAGAUAUGUUCCAGCGAUAUUCUACCAAGACGUCAGUGAGUUUGGAAAUAAGAUGGUGCAUGAGGCCAAGCCUUAUUUUCCUGUCGACUAUCUUGUGGUCAGUGUCAAUGGCCCCACAUUUCCCCAACAAGCCAACCCGCUUUUCAAGAGAAAUUUUCCAAUAGAAAACAGAAUGUACGCUCCACAGACGCUUGAGGCGCUCAAAGCACAUCUGAACUCCCCGGACAACAAGCCUUUCCGCCCCACUGGGCAGCUCAAGACCAUCUCCGACUUUCAUCUCAUUGUGUACCUGGCCACUCACCCAGGACUGUUCUCUUCUCAUAGUGAUGAGGGCCUUCGGAUUUUGUGCGAGGCAGUGAAGGAGAGAGACUCGAACAAAGCAUCUGAAUUCAUGCAGUCUCCAGCGUGGCAGAAUGUUCUACGCAUGAUCGAUAACGACAAGAACCUUUCCAGCGGCGAUACAGAAAUGGCAGGUGCCGAGUUUGGGACGAGCAUUGGCGCAGCUCGAUCAGGUGCGAUGAGCUCCAGUCGGCCAGCGACGGCAAGCAGCGCUGCUCAGUAUGAGGAGCAAGCUGAUCAAUUGGAGAUGAUGGGCUUCGAUCGGAACCGUGCUUUAGAGAUCUUGAACAUUGUGCACGGGAACAUCGAGACGGCCAUAGAGAUGUUGUCUGGAUCAUGA